UAAGAAGUGAGGAGAAAGAGAGAAGGAAGGAAGGCAAGAAGGAAGGAAGGAAGAGGCAGCCGGGCCCAUUCCUUCGCCCCCUCCCCGCUUUGUACAUGUCUCUUUCCUCUCUUUGGGGCUCCUCCGCAAUCCCGACUCAAUGCAGUUUUUGCCCCACUCCCCGCUUUUCCAGCCGGGAAGGCGCUCCCUUCUCUCGCAUGGCGGGCAUGUUUUGCCCCCCGUUUAAUCCCGCGCCGACGCCGACACCGAACCGCCAACGAACAACAAACUCCGCCUCACUUUUCCCCCAAGUCCUGGACUGAGGAAGAACCUCUAUCUAUACAUAUAUGUAUAUAUGACUUUUGUUUCGUUUGCCCCCUCCUCUUUGGCGCUUGUUUCUUGGAGGGCGUUUGGUUGUUGCUUUUGUUGCACCUCUAUAUCUGAACUCCUUUUUUGAGUAACUCUCCGAACUCUCUUUUAAGGGCAGCCCUGAACUCCCCGGUUGUUGCUGUUGUUGGGGGUUAGUAGCAGGGUCGACAUUUGGACUCCUUUUGGAGAGUUUUUACAUUAUUCUUAUUCUUAUUUGGCGGUGCCCUUGAAAGCGCUGAGAGAGAGACUUGGGGGAGAGAGGAGUGGGCGUGCUGCCGGGGCAGAGAAGAAGAGCCCGCUGCUUCUAGCAGACGGAGAGCAAGCAAGCAAGGAAGGAAGGGGGCAAAGGAAGGGAAGGAGGAGAAAGCGACUUGAGGAGGGGAGAGUAAAAGCCUGACCCGAAAGGGAACGGCGUGGAGCUACUACAACUCCUCCUCCUCCGACUUGGAGCGUGCCUUAAGUUUACGGAGGGCCGGGACGGAGCCUCGGGGGAAGUUGGCUCUGGGCUGCCAAGCUGGGUCCGGCGUGAGCCCCCUCGCCCCCGUCCCUCCUCCUCCUCCUCCGCCGAGAUGGUUCAGCAGACGAGCAACGCGGAGAACAACGCGGAGGCGCUGCUGGCCGGCGAGAGCUCGGACUCCGGGGCCAGCCUGGAGCUGGGCAUCGCCUGCUCGCCCACGCCGGGCUCGACGGCUUCGACGGGGGGCAAGGCGGACGACCCGAGCUGGUGCAAGACCCCCAGCGGCCACAUCAAGCGCCCCAUGAACGCCUUCAUGGUCUGGUCGCAGAUCGAGCGGCGCAAGAUCAUGGAGCAGUCGCCCGACAUGCACAACGCCGAGAUCUCCAAGCGCCUGGGCAAGCGCUGGAAGCUGCUCAAGGACGGCGACAAGAUCCCCUUCAUCCGGGAGGCGGAGCGGCUGCGCCUCAAGCACAUGGCCGACUACCCGGACUACAAGUACCGGCCCAGGAAGAAGGUCAAGUCCGGCGGCGGCGGCGGCGGAGGGGGCAGCACCGGCCUCAACAACAGCAGCAGCAGCCCUAACGCCUCCUCCAAGGCUGGAGAGAAGAGCAGCGGAGGGACUUCAUCCCCGAGCAACUCUUCCAAACUCAGCCAGAAAAAGGGGAGCGGGGCCAAAGCGUCGCCCAAGUUGAGCCCAGGAGGCAAAGGCUCCCCCGCUCCUCCUCCCCAGCCGCCUUUCCCUUCCUCGGAGUCGCAGGCGCCCCCUCUGCUGCCCCCGGAGCACCACUCACUGUACCGGCCCCCCGACAAAGCGCUGCUCCCGGAGAAGAAGGCCAAGCGGGCCGCCGGGGUCUUCGCCUCGGUGCCCUCCAGCCCCACCUUGAGCACCUCCACGGACACCAGCGACGACCCCAUGAGCCUCUACGAGGAAGGCCAGGGCCAGCACCGGGAGGGCGGGCUGGGGGUCGGGGUCGGCCUGGGCGGCAUACGGGACCCCGCGGCUUCCCCUCCUCCUGCUUUGGGGGGCUGCUCCCCCUCGGACCACGGCAGCUACACCAGCCUCCGGGCCCCUUCCUCGCCGGCCCCUUCCACCUCCCGCUCUUCCUCCUCCUCCUCCUCGGUCUCUUCCUCCUCCUCGGACGACGACGAGCUGGAGGACGACCUGUUGGACCUCCACCCGAGCCCCGGUUUCGAGGGCAGCAUGGCCUUUGGGCCCGGCCUGAGCUCCUCCUCGGUGCUCGACAGGGACCUGGAUUUGAAUCUGGAGCCGGGCUCCGGCUCCCACUUCGAGUUCCCGGACUAUUGCACCCCGGAGGUAAGUGAGAUGAUCUCGGGGGACUGGCUCGAGUCCAGCAUUUCCAACCUGGUCUUCACCUACUGAGGAAGAGGAGGAAGAGGAGAAGAAGAAAUGGGAGGGAGGGGGACCAGAGACAAGCAACUUGGCCCAAGCCCCCUCCCCGAAAGCGCUACAACAGACUGGAGACGGUGGUUGGGGGGUGUGUGUUUGUUUGUGUCCCUC
Sceloporus undulatus (fence lizard) is the source of this 2324-nucleotide messenger RNA. It is a transcript of the gene SOX4, whose product is annotated as SRY-box transcription factor 4. NCBI's taxonomy places the organism in Eukaryota, Metazoa, Chordata, Lepidosauria, Squamata, Phrynosomatidae. The record is from RefSeq and is a predicted model, not a curated record. Gene Ontology annotation, molecular function: RNA polymerase II cis-regulatory region sequence-specific DNA binding; DNA-binding transcription factor activity, RNA polymerase II-specific. Bases 918 to 2186 code for a protein of 422 amino acids. The transcript has a single exon. Gene Ontology annotation, biological process: regulation of DNA-templated transcription; cell differentiation; anatomical structure morphogenesis.